Messenger RNA from Funneliformis mosseae, 615 nucleotides. NCBI's taxonomy places the organism in Eukaryota, Fungi, Glomeromycota, Glomeromycetes, Glomerales, Glomeraceae. The record is from the annotation of a GenBank genome assembly.
GUACCAUUUGCUUUAGCAGCUGGAUUAUCUUCUUUGGGAGAUCCUCGUGUCGUUAUUAUUGGAGGUUUUGCUGAACUUAUUUCCGGCUCGAUUUCAAUGGGAUGUGGUGGAUAUUUGGCAGCGAAAUCUGAUUUAGAUCAUUAUGAUACCGAAAGACGUCGGGAAGAAUGGGAGGUGAAAAACUGUUUAAGUGCCGAAAUUCAGGAAAUUGUAGAUAUAUUGUCACCUUAUGGGUUGGAUGAAGAAACUGUGGCUCCAAUUAUUGAGAAAUUAAAAGAUAAUCCUGAAAAAUUCGUUGAUUUUAUGAUGAAAUUUGAAUUGAAUCUUGAAAGACCCGAUCCUUCUCGUUCUUUGAAAAGUGCGUUUACGAUUGGAAUAUCCUAUUUUAUUGGCGGUCUUGUUCCUCUAAUACCAUACUUCUUUAUGGAAGAUACAACUUUAGCUUUAUUAGUUAGUAGCGUUAUUACAAUAUUUUGCUUAAUUGUGUUUGGGUUCGUUAAGGCUGCAUACACAUCACCAAAUAAUGCAAUAUCAAGUGCAAUACAAACCGCGCUUGUAGGUGCUUUAGCAGCGGCAGCUUCUUAUGGGGGUGUAAAGUUAGUCGAAGGUUUGUAA